AUGGUUGAAAUUUCGGAAAUUGAUAACGAUGCCACAGUAGAUUAUAUUGUAGGGGAAUGGGAGAAGAAACAAGCAGAAGAAGAAAGUCAGAAAUCUGCAAAAGCCAACAAGAUUAAUAACGGCGAACCAGAAUUACCACCUCAGCUAGCUGAAGCUUCAUCAAAGUCAACUGAUGAGAUCAUGGCCGAGUUGAACAAGCUACCAUUUUUUAUGAACACUCUUGAUGACAAUGAUGGAGAAGAGAGAUCUGAAAUUGAAGCUUUGAAGGCCUUGGCCUACGAAGGAGAGCCUGAUGAAGUUGCCGAAAAUUUCAAAAAACAAGGUAACAGCUCGUACAAGGGAAAAGCGUGGAAAGAUGCCAUUGAAUUUUAUACCAAGGGCUUGAGUGUGAAUUGUGGUGUUAAAAGCAUUGAUGCGGCAUUAUACUUGAAUAGAGCAGCUUGUAAUUUAGAGUUGAAAAACUAUAGAAGAUGCAUCAACGAUUGUAAAGAAUGCCUACUUAGACAACCCAAAAAUGUUAAGGCAUGUUACAGAGCGGCAAGGGCAUAUUUUGCAAUAGAGCACUACCACGAAGCUAUGGAAGUGCUUAACUUUGCACAUUCUAUUGAUGACAAAAAUCCGGCGGUUAAUUCUCUCAUGAAGAAAGUCCAAGAUAAAAUAAAGUAUACUGAGGAGCUCAAAGAAAAAAGAAGGAAAAAGGAAGAAGAACAAAUUAAAGUUGCUCAAGAUUUAGAAGCGGCAAUCAGAGCUAGAGGUAUAACUUCCAUUAAAUCUUCUUACGGAACCGAGACUAUCGGAGAUGCCAAAAUUCAUUUAGAAGACCCUCAUGACAUAGAAACACAAUUAAUCAUUCCAACUAUUGUGAUAUAUCCAACAGUUAAUGAAUUUGACGUGAUCAGUGAAGUCAGUGAGCUAACAACGCCAAUGGAAUUGAUGGAACUUGUUAUGAAUAGACCCGAUGAAUAUUUUGCGGAUGGAAAGCACGACAACUUUAGACCAAAGAAACUGGAAGCUUACAUGGAAACGGAGGACGGUGGUCUAGUUAGAAUCCCCAAGAAAAGUCCAAUCAAUAGUGUGCUCAUGUCUCAAACACCAAGGGUUCCACUUUUUGAUAACAUCUUGAGAAUUUAUUUUGUUCCUAAAGUGGAUUCUGCGGAGUGGAUAAAAAAAUGGAAAAAACAAGAUGCCUUAUCUAAAAGAAACUAA
Molecule: messenger RNA, 1206 nt
Organism: Pichia kudriavzevii
Lineage: Eukaryota; Fungi; Ascomycota; Pichiomycetes; Pichiales; Pichiaceae
Exons: 1
Coding region: 1-1206 (401 amino acids)
Biological process (GO): protein folding
Molecular function (GO): Hsp90 protein binding
Source: RefSeq, a predicted model, not a curated record